AUGGAAUCUCCCACUGACGGUAACCACACGUCCGUGGACGGAGCAGAGGAACUGGUGUCCCAGAUCACCCAACUGUACGACGAUCUCGAAUCUUUUCACAAUGACGACGUACACUCCAGCGCUGUGCCCGCGCACAUGUUGUUAUCUCCCAUGUCUCAUUUUUCCCAUAACCCGCAUAGUACCUCUUCCCCUCAUCCGUUCGUCACGAUGGAGUGCCCACGUCUAGCUGGCCUGGGUUCCAUGCUAGGUAGACCAUCCCUAUCACCAGUCGCAGAGGAACAGCCUGCGGCUAGCAGCCCGUUCUCAUCCUUCUUUGCUCGAAGGCCUACAGGGAACCACAGUCUUCUCUCGGGGGCCGAGACAACUGCUCAGUCUCCCACUGAGUCGACGCAUGUGCAGCAGUCCUCGUAUACUAGGCCACCGACUGCGCCAGACCUUCAGUCUAGGGCCGCGCUACCAUGCAGCCUGCCCCAGGCUCCCGUCCCGCCUUCGCAGCCCACCCAGCAGUUGCAGCCUAUGAGCGCCGAGCAACUCUACCAGAUCCUCCAUCAGCAGUUCAGCUCCGGCCCAUCGGCUACCACGGCUAUCCCUACCAUACCUCCACAGCCACCUCAGAUGUCUGCAGCUCCCCCACAACAGCCAGCUUAUGCACAGCAGCCUUCGCGUACCGCGCCGACGGUUCAACCACAGGCAGCAGCCACCUACAUGCAGACCCCAUCUCAGUCACACGCGCCUGCCGCCCAGCAGGCCGCUUCGCACCAGGCACCAGGACAGUUCACCAAUGCGAGGGCACUCCCUAGGCACCCUAGCACAACUCUGGGCCUGUCCAUGACUGGCGGUUGUGAGGCGAUGAUGUUUCUUGCACCCUGUCCAAACAAGAUCCAAGCUGUAAAACUCGAGCUACAUCACGCAAAGCACAUCCCCAAACUGAGUAGGGCGGCUGGCAACUGGAUGGAAUGGAGUGAGAAGAUUGUCAGCUUCGUCAACGCGAGCACAAUGGUUGGUUUCAUCAAGGGGUGGACCACGAUGCCGGACCCGGACGUCGACUACAACGCUGCGGCCGAAUGGGUGAAAGCCAACAAUGUCAUCCUCGCUCUCAUCAGGGAGAAGUGUACUGCUGAAGAACGCCAACACAUCACCUAUAUGGAGACGGCGUUUGAGGCAUUCCACCUACUCAAGUCUUGCCACGAAGAGCUGGGACCUAUCUACAUGGUUCGCCUCUAUCAGCGCUUCUUCGAUUCCCAUUUCUCCCGCUCCGAACGCUUCGAGACAACAGCAAAGCGCAUCCGGGACAUGGCCCACCAGAUCUACGCCAUGGGUCCCCUGAGCGAAGACCAACUCUUCUCGAUAGGUCUGAUGCAUGCACUGGGGCGCGAGUUCCCAACAAUUCGCAACGAAGUUGCAAUGCAAAUGACCGCCAUGCGCCAUGGCGGACAUUUCAACUCCAGCUCAGUCCUUCAGCGCCUCGAUAUCGAGCAAGCGGCAGUCGACCUCGACAGCGGAGCAGUCGCUUUAGCGACCAUAGCAGGGCGACGUCCUAGCGGCAACACAAUGUGCAACAGCUGCCAGCGCCCUCACCCGACGGCCAACUGCUGGGCUAGGGGGGGCGCGAUGGAAGGACGCCGCAAUGAGGUGUUGGACACGCUGUCCCCAAACAAAGUCAACUGCAUGUGA
Molecule: messenger RNA, 1674 nt
Organism: Coniophora puteana RWD-64-598 SS2
Lineage: Eukaryota; Fungi; Basidiomycota; Agaricomycetes; Boletales; Coniophoraceae
Exons: 2
Coding region: 1-1674 (557 amino acids)
Source: RefSeq, a predicted model, not a curated record